GUUAGAACCGCUUAUCCAUAGGAGUAGCAGUGUGUGGCUUUGGGAGUUCACCUUCGAACUAUAAAGGUAAGAGAAGCUAAACUUGUGUUCAGAAAACAGAGCAUUUGUAGGCUCACAAAGUCAACUAAACAAGUUUCGAGUCAUUCAUGGCAUCUUCAUUCUCAACUCAAUUGCUGCAAAGUCAAAUUCUACUUCCUCGGUUUCAUCAUCUCCAGGGGAAACUUAGCCAAGAUGUGUCGAUGGUUCGGAAGCCGCAGGUUGUCUGUAGCAGUAUCGGAUCACGGAUUGGUUACAACCAAACACUGGCUUCAAGAUCACACUAUGCUGUGAGGCUUUCUGUCACACAACAAUCUGAAGCAAAAUCAAUGAGAUAUAGGAGAAUGACAUGCAUGAAUGCCACUGAAAGUGAGCUGCUAGCCAAAGUGACAACUAAGUGCUUCUUUGAUGUACAAGUUGCGGGUGAACCUGCUGGCAGGAUUGUUUUUGGUUUAUUUGGGGACGUCGUUCCUAAAACAGCCGAGAAUUUUCGAGCUUUGUGCACAGGAGAGAAAGGAUAUGGCUAUAAAGGAUGCUACUUCCAUCGUAUAAUCAAAGACUUCAUGAUUCAAGGCGGGGACUUCACCGAGGGAAAUGGAACCGGUGGAGUUAGUAUCUAUGGUUCUCGGUUUGAAGAUGAGAAUUUUAACUUGAAGCAUGCUGGUCCUGGAAUUUUGAGUAUGGCAAAUGCUGGUCCUGAUACCAAUGGCAGUCAGUUUUUUAUUUGCACCGUACCGACGCCAUGGCUAGACAAUCGCCAUGUCGUGUUCGGACAAGUCAUUGAUGGAAUGGAUGUUGUGAAGACUCUCGAGUCACUAGAGACGAGCCCGCGUGAUAACAGCCCCAAGAAAGCAUGCAAAAUCGCUAAUUGCGGUGAACUGCCUCUUGAUGGUUGAUCUUUGCACUUAAGUGCAUGACAUUUCCCUGAUUGUCAGUUACAAUUUUUCAAUUGAGGAUAGUGUUAGUGCAUUUAAAUCAUCAUUUUACUAUGAUGAGAAAAAAAACAUGUAACUGAGGGACCAGGCACUGCAAUUUCAUUUAGAAGAGAAUACAUACAUACAUGCAUAUUUUGUAUAACUAAGCUUGUACCAAACCUUUAUAGUAAUUACCUAUCUUUUGCUUA
This is a messenger RNA of Arachis duranensis, 1159 nucleotides long. RefSeq names its product peptidyl-prolyl cis-trans isomerase, chloroplastic. Bases 147 to 932 code for a protein of 261 amino acids. Gene Ontology annotation, biological process: protein peptidyl-prolyl isomerization; protein folding. Lineage: Eukaryota; Viridiplantae; Streptophyta; Magnoliopsida; Fabales; Fabaceae. The transcript has 7 exons. The record is from RefSeq and is a predicted model, not a curated record. Gene Ontology annotation, molecular function: peptidyl-prolyl cis-trans isomerase activity.